This is a messenger RNA of Umbelopsis ramanniana AG, 1577 nucleotides long. RefSeq lists its product as uncharacterized. The record is from RefSeq and is a predicted model, not a curated record. Gene Ontology annotation, cellular component: alpha DNA polymerase:primase complex. Lineage: Eukaryota; Fungi; Mucoromycota; Umbelopsidomycetes; Umbelopsidales; Umbelopsidaceae. Gene Ontology annotation, biological process: DNA replication, synthesis of primer. The transcript has 12 exons. The coding region runs from base 58 to 1503 and encodes 481 amino acids.
CUGAAAGUCGACAGACGCGACGCGACUUGUUGGUUUGCAAACACAAAAUAAUCAGCAAUGUUAGACGUGCAAGCUCACGACGAAAUCAGUGAUAUCAUGGCCAUGGAUGCCGCUGAGCAGAACUUUUUUUCGGACGAUGACAUGACUGAGGUUGAUCGAGACAUGUCCAAAGUCCAUCUCAACCAAGCGACGCCAGACAGAUUCAAAACCAAAAGUUUUCCUAUGGCAGCAUCUAAUUUCAACUCCAAAUUGACUUCAAUGCAGGCUAUGGAAAAUGACCCGGUGAUCCUCCUACGAACGUUUUACAACCGCUUUUUUCCUUACAAGACUUACUUCAAUUGGCUUAACUAUGAUACCACUCCUAACAAGAACUUUGUCCAAAGAGAGUUCAGUUUUACCUUGGCGUCAGACACCUAUUUGAGAUACAAUUCAUUCUCGGACGCUGAAGAACUUCGAAACGAAAUUGAACGACUACAACCUGUCAAAAUAGAUAUUGGUGCUAUUUACACUGCGAAACCAAAAGACAAAAAGACCAUCAACCCUAAAGCAUUUCAACCUGUUGAAAAAGAACUGGUGUUUGAUAUUGAUAUGACCGACUACGAUGAGAUACGCACUUGCUGCAGUGGUGGUGAUAUAUGUCACAAAUGCUGGGGAUUCAUGACGGUUGCUAUCAAAGUGAUUCACGCAGCUUUGAAAGAGGAUUUCGGCUUCAAGCAUAUUCUAUGGGUGUACUCUGGACGAAGAGGUGUCCAUUGUUGGGUAUGCGAUGAAAGAGCUCGGAAAUUGAACAAUGAGGCUCGUAGCGCUAUUGUAUCGUACCUGGAAGUUGUCAAGGGAGGUGCUGAGAUGUCACGGAAGGUUAAGCUACCUGCUACACUUCACCCAUCAUUGACGCGAUCACUGGAUAUUCUCAGACAAUACUUUUUACCACUGGUAGUUAAGGAUCAAGGCGUAUUUAACGACGAAAAGAGUUGGAAAAAGAUUUUAAAUAUCAUUCCUGACCAGGCUGUCCAAGCCAAACUUGCUGAGCGUUGGGAAGGCACCGAUGCAUCGGGUAAAAGUCGAUGGGAUGACCUCAGAACUGAAUUGGAAAAGAACGAAUAUGCCAAAAGAAAGACGGGUGACAAAUUGAAUUUGAUACCUCGGGACAUCAUUUUCCAAUAUACUUAUCCGCGAUUGGACGAUAAAGUAUCCACUAACAUCAACCAUUUGCUGAAAAGUCCAUUUUGCGUACAUCCCAAAACUCAACGAGUGUGCGUACCCAUCAAUCCCGACACCUGUGACCAAUUCGAUCCAUUCUCGGUCCCCACGUUGCAAACUCUGACCAAAGAAUUGGAGAGCUACAAUGCUGCCAAUACCAAGGAGACUGACAAGCGAAUGGCUGAUUACGAUAAAACGUCGCUUAAGGAAUAUAUUGGAACCUUUGAGCUAUUUGUCGAUGGCCUGUUGAAAGAAGCGCUAGAGCGCAAGCGAGCCGAAGCAUCCGUUUCCAUGGAAUUUUAAAUCUCCUUGUAUUAUACUUUCAUUUGUCAUUAAAAAAUAAUCAAAUAUCAAAACCUGCUUUAUGCAAAUAACAA